AGACCAUUCCUAUUCCACAACGACAGGUGGCGCUGUUCUGCACCAUCUCGUUAGAGAAAUCCCGUUCGCUUCUUCCAUCGUCACUGAUGUUAUGGCGGACUACAACAAGCACAGCAGCAAGCGGCUCUCCGACGAUGGAGCAGGACCGGAGGAGAAGGAAGGCAGUGUGAAAACUAAGACUGUCUCUUCCAGCACUGGAGGAGGGGGGAAACGCUCGGCCCAGGAGGUCAGCCCUGGCCCGGGGAAGGUGUCCACCUCGAGCCACCCGGUACCCCCGGCCCCCAAAGUCUCCAAGAUAGGAUUUGGUCUGAUCAGCCAGCCUAUAAAGAAGCCUGCGCCCAUCUCCAUCAAGCUGGGUGCUAGUAAACCCAAAGAGCCUGUACCUGUACCUGCCAAGAAACCAGCUCUGGCCUCGGUUUUCAAUGUUGACUCUGAUGAUAGUGAGGAGGAGAUGCUAACAGGUGUUUUCUCCUCUGACAGAGUGAGGAGGAGAUGCCUGCAGAAGCCAAGAUGAGGAUGAAGAACAUUGGCAGGGAGACGCCCACGUCAGCAGGCCCCAACUCCUUCAACAAGGGGAAGCAGGGAUUCUCCGACCACCAGAAGCUCUGGGAGAGGAAGCUCAAGUCUCAGACGGACACUGACCAAUAGGGCUCCGCCUCAUUGGUUAUUAGUCACAGUAAGACCAGUAGGGCUCGGCCUUACUGGGUUGCUAAUGACAAUAGUCAAACUGCACACCGUGUUUGCUUUUGUGUGGAAUGAUGUCACCUUGAUUGAGUGCUGUUUCUCUUCGUUUGACUGUUGACGAUGGUGUAAAAACAAUGUACAUACUGCUAUGUAAUGAUGGGGAGACAUUCGUGCUAUCAAGCAUAUUUGUUUUGUUUUGUUUUAAGCUUGUGUGUGUGUGUGUGUGUGUGUGUGUGUGUGUGUGUGUGUGUGUGUGUGUGUGUGUGUGUGUGUGUGUGUGUGUGUGUGUGUGUGUGUGUGUGUGUGUGUGUGUGUGUGUGUGUGUGUGUGUGUGUGUGUGUGUGUGUUAUAUAGCAGACUGGAGUGGGUGUAGUUCAGAGCAAUGAGGAUACGUUUUGGGAAAGGGAACUUUAAGACAACUUAAUAAUAGUUUGACUCAUCUAGGAUAUAUCACUACUUUAUAACAGUCCUAACAGGGUUUUCAACCCUGGCCUUUCCCUCACUGUCUGUCAUGCCUUUACAGAGUGAUCCCAGACAGGAACCAUUUCUCCCGUGCCUGAGGUUGACAUGUAGAAAUAUUCAUAUUAGGACAAUAAACUUACAUUCAAUUCCAAAACGAAA
This is a messenger RNA of Oncorhynchus gorbuscha (pink salmon), 1305 nucleotides long. Its product is annotated as PEST proteolytic signal-containing nuclear protein-like. Gene Ontology annotation, biological process: protein ubiquitination; proteasome-mediated ubiquitin-dependent protein catabolic process. Bases 92 to 514 code for a protein of 140 amino acids. The transcript is spliced from 5 exons. Gene Ontology annotation, cellular component: nucleus. The record is from RefSeq and is a predicted model, not a curated record. Lineage: Eukaryota; Metazoa; Chordata; Actinopteri; Salmoniformes; Salmonidae.